AAAGUUAAAAAAAUUUAAAAAAAUUAAAACUAAUUAAAGCAAAAUUAAGGUAUGUAAAAUAGACUAAACGAAAUUACAAAAAAAAACUGCAAAUGCUUUCGCAUGUGUGUCAAUCAAAGGCAGUGCGCCAAAUCGAAUUACGCCACUGAAAAGUAAAAAUCUGUAAAUAUAUAGUAUAUAAUAAAUGCUACGCGAUUGACAUGUGGUGUGCGCGUGUGUGUGCAGCAGAUCGCAAAAAAUGAUAAUUAAAUGAAUUAAAAUUUAUGAAAACAUCAAACGCACAGUAAUCUCAUUAGCGUCGUGCGCGGCCACCGGCAUAAAAACCACGCAAAAUGUUUGGCUGCAUCUACCAAUUAUGGGACUGGUUGGACGCCCCACCGCUCUUCAACGGCGCCACCAUGGACGCGAAAAAGCUGCAACAACUGCAGCAAGCAAACGCGCAGAAGAAAUUGCCACUCGCCUAUCAAACAAACCUCGUCGACUAUCGCGCCGCCACACACUCGCCCGUCUUUCAGCAACAACAACAGCAGGCCGCAAUGAGCGCCUAUCACAGCGUCGGCGGCAGCGGCUAUCAGCAAAGUCCCACCGCCACCUCGUCGAGCGGUGGUCCGCUCACACCCAUCGACAUGCAACCGCAACCAAAUAAAAUGCUGCUCAAGCAUAUGGCCGGCAGUGGUGGCAACACCUCGAGCAGCUCACACAGCUCGCCGUAUCAUCAGUCGUCCUACAACAGUGGCGGCGAGCAGCUCUACCAGUCACCGACGGAACGUACCUAUUUGACAGCGGCUGGACGCCUGCAGGCCACCUCGGCGCAUAAUCCUGCCACAGCGCUGCAACAACAGUACCAACAGCUGCAACAAGCCAAGCUGCAGGCACAAUUGCAGACGCAGAGUGAGGCGGUGCAGCAGCAGCAACGCACAUUCGCCAUGCGGCAGGCCAUGAAUCCGCCGGUGCCGCAAGGACACUUUCAUAUGAGUCAGUCGUCGAGCAUCAUGUCGACGAUGACUUUGCAACAACAGCAGCAACAGCAACAACAACAGCAGCAACUGCAGCAGAAUGCAGCAGCGGCGGUGCAUGGCCGUGCGCCACCCUCCACUUUGAAUCUGAAUAGUCAAUAUCAGCCAGCGGGCGGUGUUGGGCCAUUGAAGGUCAAUCAGAAGCAGGCACAGCAACAGCAGCAACAUUACCACACACAAGAUCAGCAGCAAAUUUACGCACAACACCAGCAGCAACAUCAAUUACAAUUGCAAUUGCAGCAUCAGCAACAGUUGCAACAGCAGCAGCAGCACGCACAUCACCAACAGCAACAGCAGCGCUUGAAAUCGGAACAACCGACACCGGGCAGUGAGCAGAGUCCCGUUUACAUACAACAAAACCAUCCCGGACAUGUAGUCAAUCAGGCCUGUCAGACACAGAUAUCGGCGGUUAAAGGCAGCGCUGUAGUACAAAAGACCACACCCAGCUCGGAGGAUUCGUCAAGCAAGAGCCCUUCACACGCGCCAUUAGACCGCAAGAAGAGCAUCGGUUCGAUGCAGGCGCUCAAAUCGCCCAUCACCAAGCGUCCACCUACGUCGCCGGUAACGCUCUCCGGUUGGCUCUACAAGCAGGGUUCGGACGGUUUGAAAGUGUGGCGCAAACGUUGGUUCGUGUUGGCCGAAUAUUGCCUCUACUAUUACAAGGGACCCGAGGAGGAGAAACUGCUCGGCUCCAUACUCUUGCCAUCGUACAAAGUAUCCGCCUGCCUGCCGGAGGACAAAAUCUAUCGCAAGUACGCCUUCAAGUGUGAACAUCAGAACAUGCGCACAUAUUGGUUAGCCGCCGAGACGGGCGAGUCAAUGAUGCAGUGGGUGCGCGCGCUCACCGCCGCCACAAAUAUGCAGGCGCCUAAUAGUGGCGAAUCCGAUCAGCCGAGCGGUUCGUCUUCACUAAAUCACAGCGGCGAGAACUCCGACUCUGGCAUACACACGCUACAGUCGCAGCAGAGCAAGAUGAGCCUCAAUCAGGGGCAGGUAACGCCGGCCUCAGAGAACGCCAAUGUGAAUUCGGCGUCGAGUAGCAACAGCGGUGGCGCUGGUGGUGGUGCGCAGCCUUUGUACGCGAACGCGCCACCCAAACCUCGGCGGAUCAACGAUGGCGGCUACUCGUCGCCCAGUCCCGAACAUUCGAUUGACAACGAACGCAAACCACAUCACCAACAACAGCAGCAACAACAGCAGGCAGGUCGUCAUAGCGGUCUUAUGUCACCGACAUUGCAACAAAUGCAACAACAACAGCAACAGCACUACCAACAACGUGGUGCCCAGCAACCGCAACAACAUCAUGCCAUUUACGAUACACGCACCGGUAAUGUGUCGUCUGCACUGCGGCUGCAGCAAGCACAACAACAAUUCUCUGUAGACCAAUUGGAAGCACAAUUGCAGCAGCAAAUGGCUUUGUCGGCGGAAGAUUACCCCAAAUCGCCGCCACCGCCAGCCACACACUCCAAUUACAUGGAACUCGAGGAGCAGAUGUUACGUCUGCAACAACAACAACAACAACAGCGUGGUGGUGAAGAGAUUUACGGCGAACGCGAUCUGUACAUGCAAAAGCUGAUACAACAACGUUAUCCACCACAUUUGGCGCUCUACCCGAACGCGGAACGUCGUACACCGGACGCAUAUGGCCGCUCGAAAAAUCGCAUAUUCUCGGAUUACGAAGAUAUUUACAAUUUAACUCAAGCCGGUAUGCCAACAUCAGCGCAGGAGGCUCUGCUACAGGAGGCAGCCAGUUAUCGCCGCCCACUGAGCCCGCCCAGUUACGAUGGCAGCAAACAUGUGCCAGCUAUGCCGAUGCGUUAUACACCCAAUCACAUGGAGGCUGCACAACAACAGGUAACCGCUAGCAACAGCAAUCUACGUUCACGCCAACCCGCCGCGAUCGUGCGCCCACAUUCGGCGGACUUUCUGGAAUAUGAAGCGCGCGCCGAAUCAGCGGCAGCAGCUGCAGCCGCCGCCGGCACCAGCAACCUAUCGAGCGCCAUUAAACCAGAUGCUGUGCGUGCACCACGCCCCAAAUCUUCGUUAGACAUCAAUCGCACACCGGACAGCUUCUACUACUCGGAGGCAAGCUAUGCGGAGAAGAUGCGCAAAAGCGCGCUUUACUUGCAACAUCCAAAAGGCGCCACAAAUGCACAGCCACAGCAGGCAGGUGCCUAUCGCACCACCACCGAUUUCCUUAGCCCCGUGGGUAGCGGUAUGCAUACCAUCGGCUAUGAGAAUCCCUACGAACGCGCCUAUAAGCGCGGCGAGCAGUUGCUUGACGGUCAAGGCGCCGCUAGCAUGCCGCGCAUGAGUCGCAGCAAUACAACGACCGCCAUGAAUACGAGCAGCUUGGCGCAUUUGCGCUCGCAAUCGAUGCAUCCGCAACAAACGCAGGCACUGCUCUCGCCACAGUCACAGUCACAACAGAAGCAGCAGCAACCACCGCCGCCGCAAAAGCCUGUCUAUACGCCAACCAUGUCGACGCAGCAGAUUAUUCAGCAGAGCGAACAAUUCCUACGCUCGGCAAGCGCACGCCUGCCCAAGCGCAGCGGCGGUUUCGAUGAUGACUACAACAGCGCGACUACCACUUCACCGCCACAACAACAGCAACAACAACAGCAACAGCAGCAACAGUCGUCAUUGCAGUCAUCACAGUCACAAUCACAAUCAUCUUCACAAUCACAACAACAACAUCAGCAGCAUCAACAUCAGCCAUCGGCACAGGAUGGCGAACGCAAGCGUGAAGAGUCGAUGAAACGUUUGCUGGAGUGGAAGCAGCGCAUGUUGCAGUCACCGUUGACGCGCAAGGGCAUGCAACAAGGUGGCAGCAAUAUGUCGGCCAUGUCGAAGCUUGGUAGCAAUCCGAACAUACUGCUCGCCUCGACGACGGUGGCGAGCGGCGCGCAUUAUGCCGCCACUAAUACGAGCGGUGGCAACAGCAGCGGCGGCAAUGCGGUUGGUGGUAGUGUUGUGGCUGGCACUGUUGGCGCGGGUAGUGGUGGCAUCACAACGAUGGCGACUGGUGGCAGUCUGGUCGGCGGCGUAGGCGGUAUACAGCGCAGUCGUUCGGAUGCGCAUGCGAACCUCGGACCAGCCGGUUAUAAUAGUUACUCGUCGGACGAUGAAGCAGCGUCAAUUUCGGUGCGGAAUGUAUGCAAUUUACCCAAAGGCAAUCUUACCGUUAAACCAGAUCCCUCGGAUGCACACAAUCCGCUACAGCAGCAGCAACUACAACAGCAACAACAACAACACUUAGCGCAAGGCACUUACGAUCAAACGCUGGGCGCACUAACGAACUCCUACUACGGCACGGCGCACGACACGAAGUACGCGAAGACAACAACACUCACGGAUCAACGCAGUGGCUUUGUUGGCCUGGGUGGUGGUGUUGGUGGCGUUUACGGCAGUAACGGGCUCAUAGCAGGUGGCAACAGCAUCUUGGCCUCGUCGACGCCGCUGCAUCCCAGCGCCAAUGGUGGCGACUAUUAUGGCGGCGUAGGAGGCGGCGCGGGCCCCACAUUGUGGCAAGAGCAGCAUACACAACAACAAGCAGCGUAUCCCAUGCGGCGCGUGGAUAGUCGUGCCGAAAUCGAUAUGCUGGAACGUGAGACCAGCACACAGAUGCGGAAUCUGGACGUUUCCGCCGGCGAUUUGCUGAGCCGCACACACGAGGAGCUGGUGCUGCUGCUGAUACAGUUGAGGCGCCAGAACAGCAAUACAGCGCGCGCCAUCGAGCAAUGUUGCAGCGAUAUACAUGAAGUGCAGAAUCGUUUACGCACUGCUGAGGGUCUCACACGCGCCGAAAGCAUACAGCGCCUGGACUACCUGAAGCAACAUCUGCUCGAUCUGGAGCGCCAGUAUGAGAAGAGCAAACCGCUGGUCAACUUGGUCGACAAUAUGGUGAAGUUGGGCUCACUUUAUCGCAACAACGACAUCAACGGCCGUCAGCCGCAACGCAACGAGGCUGUGACACUGGAUCGUCUCGAAUUUAAUCAGCGCAUGCAGGAGCGACGCCUCUUGCUGGAGGAGCAAAAGCAGUGGGAUCGGCUCAGUCCGAAUCACAGCGAGCUGCAGUCAAAGGUGCAUCAACUCUAUCAACUCGAUCAGCUGUUGCAAGAGGAAUCUGGCACACUGCAAAACUUACAGCGUGACAAGGAGGAGCUGGAACGCGCUCUGGGCGGCUUACGUGCGCGCAUACAAGACACUUCGGGUCCGCCGAUGGCGCUCGAGGCGGCCAAAAAGCAACAACACAUGCUCGAGCGUGAGCUGUCGCGUGUACACCAACUGUUGGCCGAGAACUCAAAGGUAGACGAGAAAUUAGAACAAACCGUAGCAGGCAAUGCGCGUCUCGAACAAGAGCUAAUUGUGUUGCGGCAGAAACUGCAGGCUUCGCGUGGGGCACGCGGUUCGCAAGGAGCACUCACAAAUGGCGUCGGCGGCACAGAUAGCUUUGCCAGCAACACGACCGCCAUGUUGGAGUCCGAGCUGAAGCGUGUACAAACACUUGUAGGUGACAUGCAACGACAGCGCCAGGAGUUAAGCUCUGCUGUGCGUCAACUAACGGAGAACUCGAAUCGUCUUUAUCAGGAGAUUGGCAACAAAGAGAACAUUGCAAACGGUUUGCCAUUAGACAUAUCACAGAAGAAACGUACAAACUCCGCUUCGUGGCAAGAAACUGAUUUGGAUUCGAUGCAUAGCAUCUCGCACACACUGAGCGAUGACUCCACGCUCAAUCUCUCAACGCCGCUUUACGUGGACACGAAGCUCAGUGAUUUCAAUAAUGGCGACGAGCUGCAACGUUUAAUGGCUGGCGCAGGUGUUAGCGCUGGCUCAUACCGUUACAAUGACGCCAGCGAUAAUUUGGAGACGAGUGGCGUGGACAGCGACGGUUUUCUCGACUCCAAUCCAUUUGCCAAUUUGACCAACCAAGAGAAACAGGAGAUCAAAACGGUACGCAUUGUGAAGCGCGAGUCGGAGCGUAGACAUCGUGAUCGCAGCGAACGUAACGGACUAAGCAGCUCCACGCAGAAUCUCGAUCAGGUGCUGGAGGAAGAGCAACAGCUGAUGAGCAACAAUGGGCUCGUCAGCAACGGCUAUCAGCAUAUGAACGGCGGCACGACAAACGAGUACCAAAGCAAUGGACGUUCGAAAUCGCUGCCGCGCAGUUACAAUGAACCGCCCACCAGCGGCAAAGUGCGUCAUCAUCACCACCACAGCAGCAAACACAGCAGCAGCAAGCACAAUGGGCACCACAGCAGUAGCAGCAGCAGCAAGCAAGAUGAUUACUAUAGUCGCAGCUUUGACAAGAAUAGCAACUAUGCCGGCUACCAGUUGAGUAACGGCGCUAAUGGUGGAAAUAUUGCUAACGGUGGGCACGCUGAGCGACGUGAACACCUCAAUCCACUUGCUAAUGCGUACUUUGCCAAGCAACUGCAACAACAGCAGCAACAUCAGCAUCAUCAUGGUCACACGCGCGAGUCCUCGCAGCUGGCUUUGCGUCAAAAGACCGACUCUGUGCAGAGCUUGAAUAAGAGCAUCACCGAUCUGAGUCCAGAUCCGGUGUUUCAGAGUGAAGCGGCGCGUCAAAUCAUAAACGAGCUCUCGGCCGGUUCAGCGUCGGAGGACAAUACGGAGAAGAUUGUUGAGAAAGUGCCGUCGCAGCAUAAGCAUCGACGCGCGGUGCCGCGCGAGAAGCGGCGCCACUACACGGCCCCUAACAAUGUCAAUGUGAAGGCAAUGGAGAAUGUGCAGGCGGAAAACGAUAUGAAUCGCAAUAAUACCAACUGGCGUGCGCGUGACGAUCUGGACAUGGACUUGGCUUUGCGUCCGCGCAUGAAUGCACCAGAUGUUGUGCGCUCCGCUUUGGGGCAUGGUGAGAAGAUCUCGGAGAACACAAUAGAUAACUUGCUUUUGGCGCCAAAUAAGAUUGUUAUACCCGAGCGUUAUAUUCCGGAGAAGACACCCGAGCUAUCACCCGAAGAAAAGAAACGUCGCCAAGAAAAAGUCGAAUCCAUCAAGAAGAUGUUAGCUGAGGCGCCCAUAAGCACCGCAAACGACACCACUGUCAGCUUGCCGCCGAGCAAAAUCAAUGCGGAAAAGAAGCAACGCGAGCAUUUGCUGCAACUCAAUCAGAUAUUGGCACAGCAAGUCAUGCAAAUGAGCAAAAUCGUAGCUGAAAAAGCCAUGGCCAAGGUGCACAAUGACGAAGGCAACGACGACGACGAUGACGACGCAUCACCAACUGGUCAUGACGAGCGAAGUUCCGAAUCACCAAACGAACCACUGCCGAUCUAUCAACAACGCGACAAUUACUUUAGUUGAAUUUCCGAAGCACAAACAAAAAAUAACAACAACAAUAACAUAAAGCACUAAAAAAAGAACUAAAAACACUUGAAUGAUAAUAAAACAACAGUGGCAGCAUCAGCGUCUGAGCAGAGCAGCAGCGUAGGAAGAGCACUGCACGCAUAUACACACACACAUGCAAAUACUAAUGAAUACUAUUUUAUUAAAUAAAAAAAUAUUGAAAACACAAAAUUCAAAUAGUCAAUAAAUGAAAGCACCAAAAAACAAUAUGAUGUACACUAAACUACAACAAAAGCAACAAACACUAAAAUAAUUACAAUUAAUGUCGAGAAAACAAUAAGCUACAAACACUCAAAUACAAAACCGUUGCAUUUAUCUUAAAAACAAAUAACUAAAAAUUAUAUGAAAAAAUACAAAAACAAUUUUAUGUAACAACAAAAAGUUGAAAAUGUUAAAAGUUUACGAAGCGGCAGGUGUUGCGCCUGAAAAGUGACUAAGUCAAUAUUGGUAAGUAAUUAAGCGCGUUAUUUGAGCUAAGAAUGUAUACAAAAACAACAACAACAAAAAUAUUGUAUGUGUAUGAGAUUAAAUUCUUUAGAGUUGUUGUUGUCCGUUUGUUGUGUGUUAAAAGCGUCUAACUAAAGAAUUAACAAUUUUAAGCAUAACUAAAUGUGUAAAAAAGCCGCAAAUCUUUGAAAACUAUUUCAAAUAAACUAAAUAAUUUUUUUUUGCUUAGCUGCAAAACUUAAACGACUGAAUUGUAAAGCAAAUUUAAAAGACUUUAAGAACAAUUAACUAAAAAUAUCACAACUAACAUAAAUAUUGCAGAGAGAGAGUUUGAAAAUACAAAAACAAAGCAAGCGCCAUUAACUGACUAACUGCAAAUUGGCGCGCACAAGCACACCAACACACGUACAUAUAAAUAUACAUAUGUGUGGAACUGUAUACUACAUACAUACAUACAGACAUACAUGUAUACAGAAAGGGGCUUCAAGCGAUGUGGACUGCAUAUUUGAAGCAAAUAACUAAUAGUGCAUAAAUUUGUUGUUUUAUUUUGAAAAAAAAAAAAAAUAUUUUGUUUUAUUUUCUGCCUUCGAAGCAAAAGUUGUUGCGAUUUGUUCAAUUAAAAAAUGGAAUUAGCACAGGAAUCACAAACGAAUUAGGCCACAUAUCAAAAUUCAAAUGAAAAAAAAAAAUAAAAAUAUAAUAAAAUUAGCUGAAUUUAUGCUAUAUAUGUAUAUGUAUGUAUAUAAAUAUGGAAACAUGACUGUAGUAGAAAUUCGAAAGACACACACACAUGCAAACUGAAUUUGGAAUUUGAAAAAUGCAAGUGAAAUUAAAAAAAAUAGAGAAAAAAAAUUUAAAAAAAAAAUAAAAUAAAUUUAAAUUGUCUGUAAAUCGCUAUAUACAUGUAUAUAAUGUAUUUGUUGUACUGCAUGCAAGUGUUAUACUGUUAUACCGGCAGCGUUGCAGUGUUGCGCCAACAAUAUUGUUGAAGUCCUUGUUGAAAAGCAGAAAAAAAUUCACAAAAAUUAAAUUAAAUUAUUGAAAGUAAUAUUAACCAUACAUAUAUACACAUACAUUACAAAAAAUAAUUAAAUAUGAUACAAAAAUAACUGUAACAACUAAUUAAAUUUUAAUUUACGAGCAACUGCUGAAUAUACUUGUAAUUAUAUGAAACUGUGUGCAAUUAAGAGCAAAAGCAAAUGCAUUUAUAAUUCAAUAUCCAUUUUGUCAACCAGUUGCGCCUGCAGGUAGGCAACAAAAAAAUUAGCCUUGAAUAAUUUGAACAUAUUGUUAAAUAUAGUUGGCAUUGUUGCUGCAUAAAUUUAAACUUCACAACUACAACAACAAACUAACGCAUUUCUGAUAGCGCAGGGUCAAACGAAGCUGAAGCGAAAAACAAUAAUUUUGAAGUCCUAACAUUUUGUGGUUUUCCUCUCCACAAAAAAGACGAAAAGGCAAUGAAUAUUAUACAGAGUGUUAAAAGAAAAUUUCUAAUUAUUUUGAUGAAACAAGCACUCACAAAACUUCUUUUUCUCGUUCAAGCUAAUUACGUAAAAUAUUAUAAUAAAAAAUAUACAGUAGCUCAGACGCAAACCGUUCUAGUUAUGCAACUUUUUGAAACUCAGUUAAAAUUAAACUAUUUUUUAGUGCUGUUUUCAUUACAGAUUUAUUCAAAUUAAAUUUCUUCGUAAGAAAGUUUCGAAAAACAGUUAUUUCUGAGCAACUCUUUGUGACUUUACAAUGCAAUUUUUGAAAAAUGGGUAGUACGUAUACAUAUUUUUCUUACUUCUUACUGCGCAUAUACAAAAUAGGCCUUGAGUUAAACAAAAAUUUAUGAUUUUUUAAAAAUUUCUAAGAUUUUCUAAAUUUUCUAAAUCAGAGAUUUAUAAAUAAAAAUAUAUAUAUAUAUAUAAUUUACAUAACUACAAUUAGCAGCAAGCACAUAAAUACAAGGAAAUAUCGAGAAUUUUGGGUCAAUUAGCAUAAAGAUAAAAAAAUACAAAAGAAAUAAAAACUCACAAGCGAAAACAAGUGGCAUGUCAAGCAGAAUAUAGAACAUUUGAGAAUUAAAUAAUGGCAAUGCAAUUUGAUAAAAAAUUAUAAAAAAAAAAACAAAAAAUCAGCGAAUAGCUAAAACGAAAAUAUCGAAAGGCGUAACAGCUUCAAGGCAGGCGAAGAGAAAAAAUUAUUUUUAAAUAAAUAAAAUUAAUAAAUAAUGGUUUCUCUGAAUAUGGUAAUUUAGAUUAUUUUGGGAUAUUUUUGGGUAAAAGAAGCUUUGAAACUUCGAAAAAAAAUUGUAAUAAAUUAAAUUUGAUUUUGUAAAAAAGAUUAAUUUAGAGCACAAAAAUAAUAUUUUCGAGAACUAUAAUUGACAUCAAAAUAAAAAAAAUGUUAAAAAAAUUAGAAAAAUUUAAAUAAAGGACAAAAAUAAAUAAUGGAUAUUAUGAAUAAUUUAACUUAUUUUGAGGAAUUUUUUUUUUAAAUAAGUAUUACAAUUUUUCGAAAAAAAUAACUUUUUUUUUAUACAAGAAAUACUAAUUUAGAGCAAAAAAUUAAUAUUUUUUUAAAUUAUAAUUGUCAUCAAAUUAAAAAACAAUUCUUAAAAAAAUAUUUCUGAACAAAGAAAAUUAAUAAGUAAUGGUUAUCAUGAAUAAUUUAAAUUAUUUUGGGUAUUUUUUCUUUUAAAAAGCUUCAACAUUUGAAAAAAACUUAAAACUCAAUAAAAUUUUAGAGCACAAAAAUAAUAUUUUUUAAAUUGCAAUUAGCAGCGAAUUUAAAAAUCAUGUAUAUAUACUACAUUCAUUUAAAAAAAAACAUAUGAUAACAUUUUUUUUUUAUUUAUUUUCUCUAAUUUAGCUUGACUUAUUUCAACACAAUUUCUUGAUACACAUUUAUGGAUAUUUUUUAAAUUUUAAAUGUUUUAAAAUUUCGCAAGUUUACUUUCUAUUUUAAUGUUAAAUAUAAUUAUUGGUUUUGCUGUACCAAACACUUUGCAAAAAAGCUUUUCGAAGAAGCAGAAAAAUUCGAAUAUCUGGCGUUCUUGCUUUGCUCUUUCGGCUUUGAUAGUUAUCAGUGCUAAAAGCUUAUGGAAAGUCUUAUUAGCUUCACUUAUUUCAAAGCUGUGAAAAUCGAAAUCUCUACUUGUCACUAUUUUGUCAUUUAUUUUGUCAAAUUUGACAGCGUUUGUAGCAAGCAAAGUCAGGAGCGACAACUUGACUUGAGUCAGUAUCUGUAGUGCGCCUUGUCUAUGCCUAAAAAUGCUCUGCUAAAACGACCCUCAUGCACAUAUGUCGCACACAUAUAAAGCUGUAACAUACAUAUAUACAAACAUUAGAUAUUAAUUAUUAUUUCUUCAAUAUAUAAUAAACUUAUAAAUAUGUAUAGGGCAUAUAGUAGAAAUUUUGUUCGAAACAACGAUUUUGAAUAUUAACUUGUUAAUGAUUUUAUCAUAUAUGUACAUAUAUAUAUAUUUUUUAUAAGUAAAUUAGUUUUUUUGUAAUAAAAAGGGUUAAAGAAUUAAAAAAAAAAUAUUUUCAAAUAAACGUUUUAAGGUGGUUUUAUAUUAUUUAUGCAUAUAUGGAUAUUUGUAUAUGUAAAUACAAAUCUACAUAUUAAUAUGCAUUUAGAUACAUUACAAUACAUUAUACAAUAUGUUCACAUGUACAAAUGUCAAUUGCUAAUUGCCAAUUAUUUUAUCAUAAUUUUUGCUUCUAAUUAAAUAAAUUUAAUUAUAAUUAAUUAAAUUUUACUAUUAUUUGUUUUUAAUAUUCUAUUUUCUUUUUUUUAGAGUUCGAAAUACAUAUAGACAUGUAUUAAAUAGUUUUAAAGGCCAGCAAUAAGAGUAAUAUAAAUAAAACUUAAUUUAAAAAAAUUAAAGAAUAAAAAUUAAAUACAAAAAUUUUUUAUUGUAUAUCUAUAUAUUAUUUCUAUAUUUUUUUAUUAUUACUUUUUUUAAAUACAUUUUUUUAUAUUUUUAUUUUAUUAAUUUUUUUAUAUUCAUUUAUAAUCAAUCCAUUAAUGUUUUCAAUUUCUCGUAGUUAAACAGACUUAAAUCUAUAGUUAAUAUAUUACAUACUUCAAUAUAUAACUUUCUCCAAAUUAGCAAAUUUUAUAUGGAAGAAAAAUUUAGCGGUGCUGCAUAUAAAUCAUAACAUAAAUUAGGUAACAAAUUAUAUAAAUUACCUGCUUUUUGUUUAAAAAGUUUUUAAUGUUAUGGAGUCAAAUAAUAAUUGUAUUAAAAAAUUAUAGCUCCCCAUCAUAACUCUUAAUUAAAAUUGAUAUUCAAAGAAUAAAAAUUAAAGCAAAAAAUAUCAAAACAAAAAUGAAAAAAAAAUAAUUAAUUAUAAAUAAAUUAAUAAUCAAUAUUCCAAGUUAAUUUGAAAUAAAAAUUUAAUUUUUACUGCAAAUUGUUUUGUAUUAAAAACAAUUAUAAUUUAAAUUAAAAAAUAAAAAUAUUUAAAGUUGUAAUUUUUUUAAUGAUUAUAUGUUCAAUAAUUUAAAAAAAUCACUAAAAUUUAAUUAAAAAAAAAAAAUUAAAAAUAAAAUUUAAAUGCAAUUAUUACAUGUAUGUGUAUUAAAAUUAUUUCUAACAAGUUUUAAGCUACUUUGUUGCUAUUUUUUAUUUGUAUUAAAAAUAAUUAAAAUUUAUAUUUAAAUUAAUAAAUAAAAAUAUUAAGACUUGUAAAUUUUUUUAAUAAAUUAAUAAUUAAAUAAGUUCUGUAAUCUUCAAUUACAUUAAAAUUUUAAUCUUAUUUUAAAUUAUCUCUAAUUAAAAAUUAGCGCUAAAAUGAAAAAUUAAUUAAAUUUGAAAAAUUAUAAAAUUAGGUUUUAGAUUAUUUCAAGCGCAUAAUGGAAACUUCGGUUUUUAAAAUAAAAUUGCAUUCACUUUAACAACUCAAUUAAUUAUAAAAUUAAUGCGUCUUAAUUUAACUAAUCAUAAAAUAUUUUUAAAUUUUACUUUAAAGACAAUUAAAUUUAAAUUUUUGUUUAAUUACUUUCACAGUUUAGUUCAUAAUAAUAAUUAGUCACAGACAGUCGUUAUUAUCUACAGACAUAAUCCAGCACACACGUAUAACUCAUAUGAAGCGUUUAUAUAUUUUUUGUAUAUAUAAUUUUAAAGAAUAUUUAUGUACAUUUAAGAAAUCAGAGAAAAAUCGUUGAAAAUAUAAUUGUGGAAAGUUAAACUUGCAGAGUUUGCAAUGCUAACAAAUCACUAAGCAGUCAGUGAAGGCGUGUUAAUCAAAACGUUGAGAUAUAAGCAGAGAGCAAAUACAGGAAAAUCAGAUGAGCGCAUGCUGUCUGUGUUAUAAUGUCAUAACUGUAAUAUCAAAUAAUCACUAAAUAUCAUAAGUGUUAUGCAUACACACGUACAUACAUACAUAUAAUGCCCGCACACGCAUGCAAAAACUUAGAACUAUACAUAGUAUAUAUAACAUAUAUAUAUAUAUA
Bactrocera dorsalis (oriental fruit fly) is the source of this 13277-nucleotide messenger RNA. RefSeq lists its product as uncharacterized. Bases 333 to 7340 code for a protein of 2335 amino acids. The record is from RefSeq and is a predicted model, not a curated record. NCBI's taxonomy places the organism in Eukaryota, Metazoa, Arthropoda, Insecta, Diptera, Tephritidae. The transcript is spliced from 12 exons.